Enterobius vermicularis (human pinworm) is the source of this 1188-nucleotide messenger RNA. NCBI's taxonomy places the organism in Eukaryota, Metazoa, Nematoda, Chromadorea, Rhabditida, Oxyuridae. The record is from the annotation of a GenBank genome assembly.
AUGUGUUGUCAAAAUAAUAAUCGCAUUAAUUUGAUAAACAUUGUACGUCUUUUAGUAGUCAAUUUGUAUCAUAAUGCAACGCUGAUUGCCGGAUGUCUAGACGUUACACCGGACACCUUACAGCAGUUCAAUGGUCAAAGUUUAUGUCAGCGACGACCCGAAUUUACUGUUUGCGCCUGUAAAAGUUUUGACACGUGUAACAGUCCAGAAGCUCCGUCGUCUGGAUUCAAAUUUGUCGAUGAGCCUAUUCUAAACGCGUAUCAUUUAGUACCUGCAGAUAAAAAUUCUGAAGAAUUACAAGUUAAAAUGGAAAAGUUCUUAAUAACUAACCCAGCAGAAAACGAUGCUACAGACUCAGCAACAAAUUCGAAAACUGAAGAACUCGAUACACGUAUACUUCAAUCAAGAGAAGAUGAAAGAGGAAAUGAAGAAACCCAAAAAGACAAGCUGAGCGUUACUCCAUCUAGUAGUUUUGCAGCAGUACCAUUUAUCACAACUGCUGAAUUUGUAACACCGGCGGAACAGGAUGUUACCAAAUCUACCACACCGACUUUACGAACCAUUAUUGAAAAUCAUUCAAACGAAUCUAUUGAAGGAGAUACUUCGGACAACAGUAAACCCAUUGUCGCAGACGGUCUCAACAAUCAACCCAAACAAGCCAAACCAAUAGAUGAAGCGGUCGAAGCCUUUCGGGCAACAAUGAUUAAUUUUCCAGAAAAUGAUGAAAAAUUGGCAACAUCUACAGGCUUUAAAUCAUUCCAAGAAAUCCAAGCUGGUUUAGCCAUUGCCGAUGUACCAGGUUUAAGACACACUGAAGAUACGGAACAGCAACAAAAAGAAACAGAGGCUAAAUCUGACAUUUUUGAAUCAGAAUCGCCUGUUUUGCAAAAAAAUGAUGCACAUACAUCAGCCGAAUCAAUAAAAACUCCAGAAAACUUUUCUGUGGUUGUCGCAGAUGAAACCAAAGAAAUGAGUAAUUUGAACCAAAAAAGUCGUAAAAUUGAAUCGGCCAUAGCUGAGUCAUAUGGUGACGGUACUUACGAAGGUCAUUCCACUAUAAGUCCAAAAAAUCAGACAAUAACAUUGGACAGGGAAACGACAUCAUCAGCUGCAAAGUUGAAUAAAGGUAAAUGUGGAAGUGCACUGAUAAUUAUUGGCUUUUUAACUGUUGCUGCACUACAAUUGUAA